Paraglomus brasilianum is the source of this 282-nucleotide messenger RNA. NCBI's taxonomy places the organism in Eukaryota, Fungi, Glomeromycota, Glomeromycetes, Paraglomerales, Paraglomeraceae. The record is from the annotation of a GenBank genome assembly.
AUGACUGCCGUGCGGUGUGACUUCAAUUCAAACGCUUCGGUCGCUGUAUUAAGAGCAACUUGGCGAAAGCGCUUCCUAAAUUACCUGAAAGAUAUUAAAGAGCACGAUGUGGAUGAAGAACGACGUGGAGUUGCCUCAGAUCUAAUCUCAAAGGUUCCGUCCCUAACAGGAGUGUGGGUGUCGUCCUCGCAUAAUUUUUGUGGGUUCAUGUAUCUUAUUGCAUCGCUGAGGGGAGGUACCAUCCCUCAACUCAGCCGUCCUGGUACAAAAAAAAAAAGAUAG